Molecule: messenger RNA, 681 nt
Organism: Sorex araneus (European shrew)
Lineage: Eukaryota; Metazoa; Chordata; Mammalia; Eulipotyphla; Soricidae
Product: CD9 antigen-like
Exons: 1
Coding region: 1-681 (226 amino acids)
Cellular component (GO): membrane
Source: RefSeq, a predicted model, not a curated record
AUGCCGCUCAGGGCAGGCGUCGACUGCAUCAAGCAGCUGCUCUUUGGGUUUAACUUGAUCAACUGGCUGGUCGGCGUUGGGGUCUUGAGCCUUGGGCUGUGGCUGCGCUUCGACCCGCAGACCCGGAGCAUCUUCGAGCAAGAGAACCCCCACUCCAGCUUCUACAGGGGCGUGCUUGCCCUGAUUGGCGUGGGCGCGCUCAUGGUGCUGGUGGGCUUCCUGGGCUGCUGCGGGGCCAAGCAGGAGUCCCAGUGCAUGCUGGUUCUGUUCUUCUGCUUCCUCCUGGCGAUAUUUGCCGUUGCGUUCCACGCGGCCCUCUGGGGCAGUUCCCACAAGGACAAGCUGAUCAAGGAAGUGCAGGAUUUUUACAUAGAGGCCUACUCGAACCUGAGGAACAAGGAUAACCGGCAGAGGGAAGCGCUGAGGGUCAUCCACAACGCGCUGAGCUGCUGCGGCGUGGUGGGGGGCGUGGAGCAGUUCAUCUCCGACAUCUGCCCCAAGAAGGAUCUGCUCGGCAGCCUGCAGAUGAAGCCCUGCCCUUUGGCCAUCAGCGAGAUCUUCAACAAGAAAUUCCACCUCCUCAAUGCGUUGGCCAUCGGGAUCUCCUUGGUGAUGGUCUUCGGCAUGGUCUUCAGCAUGGUCCUGUGCUCGGCCAUCCGCGAGGGCGCACGGAGGGGCUAG